Molecule: messenger RNA, 1343 nt
Organism: Photinus pyralis (common eastern firefly)
Lineage: Eukaryota; Metazoa; Arthropoda; Insecta; Coleoptera; Lampyridae
Product: adenylate cyclase type 6-like
Exons: 7
Coding region: 114-1343 (409 amino acids)
Biological process (GO): adenylate cyclase-activating G protein-coupled receptor signaling pathway; intracellular signal transduction; cAMP biosynthetic process
Molecular function (GO): adenylate cyclase activity
Source: RefSeq, a predicted model, not a curated record
AAUCAUGUUAGUCUCAGUGCGUCACAAGUUAGUGAGUAUGCCGAAUUCCAUCCGUUCGCGUGUAGUAUACCAUAGUGCUUCGUUAAUGUAAUGCGGCAAACCGAUAAUCCAGAAUGCCAGAGACGUCAAGGCACUCCUGGGAGAGUUUCGCCGAUUUGGACGGUUUGGAGGAGGCGAGAGAUAGUGUGCAUAAAAUUAAACGGAUUAGCCGUGACACUUUGUACGAUCUUCAAGAGCUCGAGCCAGAGAAAUCGUAUCGAUUAUCUUACUUAAGGGAACAAUUCAACUUCAAAGGCUUGGACGAAUUAUUCGAGCGCUACACUGAGAGAAUAAAUCAAGGAUACUUCUCAGUAUUUCUAAUACUGCAAUUUUUAUUCAGCGUGACCCAUUUCUCAAUUGUUUUCGGUGUAAACCUGGUCUCGCAAACCACCGAAUCCGUUCUUCCCGAUUUAAUACUUUACGGUAUCACGGGAUGUUUGUCCGUAGGAAUUCUGAUGAUGAACGAGCGAUAUUUGAAGCAUAAAUUUUACAUUGUAAGAUACGUCGGAUUUCUUAUGUUAAUUCUUGUGUACAUCUCCGAUUGGUCUGUGCCGGUAUAUGGUGUAUACAGGAAUGAUCCACAUCUGCGACCGGCCUACGUCACCCAUAUACUUAUUGUGAUAUUCUGUUUCCUGGGUAUUGCCAGUGAUUUGCUGGUAUGCACGCUUGGAUUGGUUGUGACGCUUACCCACUUGCUGACUCUGGCCUUCGUAACGUAUAGCGAUUACACCUACUUCUGGCAGAGACUUGGAUCAGACUGCAUAUUUUUGCUGUCCAUAAAUGUGAUUGGGCUUUACUACCGCUGGGCGAGCGAGUUGAACAAGCGAAGAGCCUUUUUGGAUCACAGAGCUUGCGUGGAAGCUACCUUGAAACUAACAUUCGACAAGGAACAAGAGGAGCACCUGAUGUUGAGCAUAAUUCCAAAGCAUACAAUAGAUAAGGUACGCAAGGAUAUUUUGCGCAAAAUUGAAAUCGUGGAACGGAUGGAGAAUAUUCCGCGCAGUGAUCCGAUGGAAAUACCGUACGUGCAAGAAUACGACAACGUAACCAUUUUAUACGCAGACAUUGUUAAUUAUACUGCCAUGACAACCAAGUUACCUGUAAUCAAGCUGGUUGAUGUUUUGAACGAGCUCUUCACUGGAUUUGAUGAUGCCUCUGAGCAAUUAAAUGUGUUGCGGAUUAAGUUUCUGGGAGAUUGUUACUACGGCGUGGCUGGCUUACCACCGAACCCAGCACCGAACCACGCCGAAGCUUGUGUGGAUUUGGCCUUGAAGAUGAUCUCAAUUAUUCGCACAGUCAGGUAA